UCUAGGGAAGAGUCUCACACCAUAAAUUACUUACCCUUUUGGAUUUGCCGCUUACUUCUCUCUUCUGUGGACAACACAAAGUCAAUUUUGGGAGACCAAAAAAAUACUAAUUUACUCAUUUUGAUUUACUGGGUAUACAGCGAAAAGAUGGAGGUGCAUGAGUUCAAUCACGUUUGAUCAUACAAAAGUAAUCACCAAGGUACAGUUUCUUUCUUUCUUUCUUUUGGGUAAACAUCAUGUAACCAAACAGUAAUGCUAUUGGGUUUGCACCAUUGCACACCAACUGUUCGACGAAAGUCCUGUGAGGUUCAUAAUUCCAUAACUUGUAACUUUACUAGCUCAAUUCUUGUGAUGUGAGUGAAACAGAAGAUGAGAGGUUCGAGUAGUGUAGGACUUGGUUUGAGCCUUGUGUUUGGGUGUCUUUUACUAGCUCUUGUUGCUGAGCUUUAUUAUCUCAUAUGGUGGAAGAAAAAGGCAAAUAACAGAGACAUUAUUCAAGAAAGUUACACUAGUCCAGUAACAGAAUCUUUCUACAUGUUUUGUUGUAAAAAGCCCUCAUCUUUGAUCACCACAGGUCUAACCACAGACACCCAAGUUCAUGAACCAAUUUGGGUCAGACCAUUUGGUCAAGAACAACAAGUUUUGAGGCUGCAGAACAUGAACCUCUCUGUGCCUCCAAGAUUUCUCUUCACCAUUAAAGAGGAAACAAAAGAAGAUUUGGAAUCAGAUGAUGUCAGUAGAAGGAGUUUGAGUGAUGUGGGUUCAGUAUUUUUUACUCCACUUGCUUCACCACCAUUCUUGACUCCACCUAUAACUCCUGUAAAUUAUUCAUUUAGAGCUUUUAGUCCUCUGUUCCAGUCAACAAGUGAUUCUGAGUUUAACAGGAUAUGGGCUUCACCGCCUCCGAAGUUCAAGUUCUUGAGAGAUGCUGAAGAUAAACUUCAAAGGAAGCUGAUGAAAGCUGAUGAUGAUGAUGAUGUUGACGGCAUCAAGGAUGAAGAAGAGGGUUCUUAUUUGUGCAGUAGUUAAAGUAGUUUGUAUGAGUUUUAGUGGAACUUUAAUCUAACAAAAAGCCCAUAACUUGUUCAUUAGUUUUCAAUUGUUGUAGCUUAAAAGAAGCUCAUUUGAAUUGUUUAGUUCUAUAUGUUUGUAAUUAUCUAAGUCAGAGCAAUCAUGCUAUAUUAGAUUGUAAAAUAAUGUACAACAUUCUGAAGCAUUUGUAUAGUGCUCUGUGAUGGUUUUAGUAAAAGAAUAUUGCCCAGA
Molecule: messenger RNA, 1263 nt
Organism: Helianthus annuus (common sunflower)
Lineage: Eukaryota; Viridiplantae; Streptophyta; Magnoliopsida; Asterales; Asteraceae
Exons: 1
Coding region: 370-1029 (219 amino acids)
Source: RefSeq, a predicted model, not a curated record